Messenger RNA from Trichoplax adhaerens, 483 nucleotides. RefSeq lists its product as uncharacterized. NCBI's taxonomy places the organism in Eukaryota, Metazoa, Placozoa, Uniplacotomia, Trichoplacea, Trichoplacidae. The transcript has 8 exons. Gene Ontology annotation, cellular component: cytoplasm; nucleoplasm. The record is from RefSeq and is a predicted model, not a curated record. The annotation marks the transcript as partial. Gene Ontology annotation, molecular function: protein tyrosine/serine/threonine phosphatase activity; F-box domain binding. Gene Ontology annotation, biological process: negative regulation of protein binding; protein dephosphorylation; regulation of ERK1 and ERK2 cascade.
UGGCGAUAUCUCUACCGUCGUGAGAUGCAGGAAAUACUGCCAGGUCUUUACUUAGGACCUUAUUCAGCAGCCGCUUCUAGCAAGUUGGAGGUAUUGCUACAAAAUGGUAUAACGCAUAUCUUAUGCAUUCGACAAUCCCUUGAAGCAAGAUUUGUCAGACCAUGCUUUCCUGACAGAUUUAGCUAUCUGAUUUUAGAGGUUGCUGAUACUGCUGAGGAAAACAUAAUACAGCAUUUUCCAAAGGUUAAAGCCUUCAUUGAUGAUUGCUUGCAAAACAAUGGGAAAUGCCUAAUACAUGAUAACGCCGGAAUUUCAAGAAGUGCUGCAUUUAUGAUAGCCUAUGUUAUGGAGCGAUACAAUCUGGAAUUUAAUGAUGCAUUUAAAUUGGUUCAAAAGCGAAGAUUUUGUAUUGGACCUAAUGACGGUUUUAUCCGUCAACUAAAGGUACCAGCAACUAACUUGAUGCCAAGAAAAUGUUUAUAG